UCGUUCGUGCCAUUAUGGCUUUCCUGUGCCCGGUACGCAUACGCAGAGGCAAGAAGAACAAGUCUGGAGGACAGAACUUUGGCCUGGACAAGGACAGCCUCGCGGGCUCCGGUCUCGGACUAUCUUCGUCGGCCGGCGGCGGCGCAGCCACCGCCUCCUCGUCGUCGCGGGCCCAGCUGCCGCCCGGCCGCAUAACCGGCAGCGCGAGCAUCGAGACGCUGGUGCGCGUCGGCAUCGAGAAGGAGAACGGCCUGUCGCCCGACAGCAAGAUGGUCAUCAUACACGACUUCACGCCCUGCGUCGACGACGAGCUCCAGGUGAAACGUGGCCAGAUCGUCAACGUGCUGUAUCGCGAGAACGACUGGGUCUACGUGAUAGCGGCGGACACGCGCAUGGAGGGCUUCGUGCCGCACUCGUACUGCGCCGCGUACACGUCGCAGCUGGCGGAGAGCACCCUGGCGCUGGUCAACAACGUCAAGAAGAAGCUGCCGCGAUCGCUGGACGACAACGACUUGGCGGGUCCGUUGCAGUCUACUGCCUCUGCUGCUGUGACCGGUUCCCAAGAAUUGGAUCAUCCGGGCUCGGCGUCCGACUGCGAGAGCUACGCCCGUAGCAGCACCAACAACAACAACAAUAACAACAACAUUUGCACGACGGCAGCCGACGUCAACGUCGAACGCUCGAGGUCGCGCUCGAUGUCGCGCUCCCAAAACUCCAUAAUACAGCAGCAGCAGCAGCAGCAGCAGCCCGAAGUGCACCCGUUCUUCAAGGAUCCGUCGGCUGGACGCUACAUCGUGCUGUACACGUUCGUGGCCCGUGACGAGAACGACGUGAGCGUCGAGCGCGGCGAGUUCGUCACCGUCCUCAAUCGCGACGAUCCCGACUGGUUCUGGGUGUUGCGCUACUGCGACGGCAGCGAGGGCUUCGUGCCCUCGGGUUUCGUCUUUCCCGGCCACGCGCUCAACUCGUACGCGAGCAACGCGGCAGCCGCAGCCGCUGGCACUACUCAGCUCGAUAAUAAUCCUCUGACGGCAUCGAACAAUAACGGCCAGCUCGGUGGUGGCAAUGACUCUUCGCAGCACCAUCAACAACAGCAGCAACAACAACAACAACAACUUCAGCAACAGCAGCAGCAGCAACAGAAGGAGCUGCGGGACGAGCAGCAGAGCGGCACCGAGCUCGUCGUGCUCUACGAUUACAAGGCGCAGGCGCCGGACGACCUGUCGGUGAAACGCGCCGACUGGAUCUACGCCGACCUCGGCAAUCAGACCGUCGACGGCUGGCUCUGGGCGUACGCGCCCAAGACCCGCAAGUACGGCUUCAUACCCAAAGCUUACGCCAGGCCGCCGGCCAUGACGAGUCUGUGAUG
Molecule: messenger RNA, 1369 nt
Organism: Trichogramma pretiosum
Lineage: Eukaryota; Metazoa; Arthropoda; Insecta; Hymenoptera; Trichogrammatidae
Gene: Dlish
Product: SH3 domain-containing protein Dlish
Exons: 4
Coding region: 15-1367 (450 amino acids)
Molecular function (GO): protein binding
Source: RefSeq, a predicted model, not a curated record